Molecule: messenger RNA, 2060 nt
Organism: Sodiomyces alkalinus F11
Lineage: Eukaryota; Fungi; Ascomycota; Sordariomycetes; Glomerellales; Plectosphaerellaceae
Product: aminomethyltransferase
Exons: 1
Coding region: 107-1591 (494 amino acids)
Biological process (GO): glycine catabolic process
Cellular component (GO): mitochondrion
Molecular function (GO): aminomethyltransferase activity; protein binding
Source: RefSeq, a predicted model, not a curated record
CGACCUCCCACUUUCAGAAGACCUGAUUUCCACUCUUCUUCUACCAGGCAAACAAUCACUCGUCUGCCCGGGAUAUACAAACACGUUCUCAAUUGCAAAAAGCAGAAUGACUCGAUCACGUUUGGCGGCGGCGGCGGCCAAAGGCCUACGGCCACUUUCACGUACCUCGCCGUCGGGGCCAUGCCGGCAAGCAAUCCUCCUUACUGCCUACACUAGGGCAGUAGCCCAGAGCAGCCCGACAACGAGCACACGGGCUGCUGCAUCGUAUGCUCUUUCCGGGCUCCGAUUGUACUCCUCGGUCACCGUCACCGGUCCGGAAAAACCGACCCUCGAAGCCCGCAAACAAUGGCGUGAGCAGCUCGCGGACUUCGCCAAGCAGGACAAGACGCCUCUGUACGACUUCCACCUGGCCCACGGCGGGAAAAUGGUCCUCUUCGGCGGAUACCACAUGCCGGUGGAAUACGCGGGCUUCUCAUUGGCGCAGUCGCACCAUUUCACGCGCGAGCACGCCUCGCUGUUCGACGUCAGCCACAUGGUGCAGCACCGGUUCACGGGCCCCGAGGCGGCGGCGUUCCUCGAACGCAUCACGCCGUCGACGGUCAGCGACAUGCCCAUCAACAGCAGCAAGCUGAGCGCGCUCCUGUGGCCCGGGACGGGCGGCAUCGCGGACGACACCAUGAUCACGCGCACGGGCGAGCAGGAGUACCGGCUCGUCAGCAACGCGGGCACGCGGGAGAAGGUCCUCGCGUACCUCGUCGAGCAGACCAAGGAGCUGCAGAACCCGGAGGACGGCGGCGACGCGUUCUGGUGGGAGGUCCUCCAGGGGCUGGGCCUCCUGGCCGUGCAAGGGCCCGAGAGCGAGGGGAUCCUGCAGCGGGUGAUCGACCCGGCCGAGGGGCUGGAUCUGAGCAAGGUCUACUUCGGGCAGACAGUGUUCGCGCGGCUGCGGGCGCGGCGCGGCGGGGAAUGGGUCACGCUGCCGGGGCGGGCGAUGAUCAGCCGCGGCGGGUACACGGGCGAGGACGGGUUCGAGGUCAGCUUCGAGUCGCCCGGCGAGGAGGCGACGCUGCUGGCGACGACGAUGCUCGAGACGGCCGGGCCGGAGAAGCUGCGGCUGGCGGGUCUCGGGGCGCGGGACAGCCUGCGGCUGGAGGCGGGGAUGUGCCUGUACGGACACGAGCUCGACGACAGCACGACGCCGGUGGAGGCGGGGCUGUCGUGGCUCGUGCCCAAGGAGCGGCGGACGGCGGGCGCCGGGUUCCACGGGGCCGAGGUGAUCGCUUCGCAGCUGGUGGCCAAGAGCAAGGGCGGGGCCGGGGUGGAACGGCGGAGGGUCGGGCUGGUGGUGAAGGUGCCGGCGCGGGAAGGGGCCGAGCUGUUGACCAAGGAGGGGGAGAAGGUCGGGGUUGUCACGAGCGGGGCGCCGAGUCCGACGCUGGGGAAGAACAUCGCCAUGGCUUACGUGCGGGACGGGAUGCACAAGGCCGGCACGGAGUUGGAUGUCGUCGUCCGGGGCAAGAAGCGGGCGGCUACGGUGACCAAGAUGCCGUUCGUGCCGAGCAAAUAUUACAAGCCCGCGACGUCUGCAUGAUGGUUCUUCGUACAAGCAGAAGAAAAAAAGAAGAAAAAGGGAAAGAACAGGUUAUCGGUUACGGCGCAUGAGGGCAAGUGGCAGGCUGGACGGGGAGCUGAGCUUUCAACAAGAUCGAUAUACCCGGAGUCUCGCGACGCGUGUGAGACACGAUGGAUUUGAUUUCUUCUGUUGUUUCUAGCUGUACGGGUAUCUUUCUGAUUUUCCACAUAGACGUUGGGAAAAAAGAAGAAAACAAAACAAAACAAAACAAAACAAAACAGAAUACGAAGAAGGGAAAGGAUGUAGCCACGAUUACCAUGGGAAGCCACCGUGGAAUAAAUUCGAUGACGACCCUCAAACGAGCGGCCUUUCUAGAUAAUCUUGCAAUAUAACCCUCGAACGAAGCAAGCGGGAAAAAUCAAAUUUACUUCGACUGGUAAAUGAGGGUUGGGUUGCGAAUGUAGAGAGAAGAGAAAAUUUCCGGGAG